AUGGCGAGCGCGUCACCUGUGGAGAUCCUGCGCUCGACGCGGCAGCUGCCAGUGGCGGAGCGAGAGCUCGUCUUUACCAAACGACCGGUCGAUGUUGCAUCCUCUCUUUCCUCUGCAGGUGCUGCCUGGGGCAAGAGCACGCGCAAGUGGGUGGCGGCCCCGUCCACUUGCUCUUCUUCUGUCCGGGAGUUUGGCGACGUCAUGCCGCACGAGCUACGGACGCUAGUAGCCGCUUCUUUUGACGUGUUUAUGCGCACGCAGAAACGUUCAGAUGAGCCGCGUGUUUUUGUUGUGAGACGCGCCAGUCGCGAGUACCGUGAAGCGCUCGCGACGUGCAUUUUGUCGAUACAAGACCGUCGUCUCAAGACGCAAGCACUGGAUCAUGUGAACACGCAGGAGGAGAGUGACUUUCUGCACUUGAUGAAUGUGUCGCUAACGAUCUGGCGCUUGUGUGAACUGCUGCUGCUCCGCGGGGGAGCGAGAGGAGCUGACAGGACGCUUGCAUAUGAGCUGGCGCAAUGGCUGCAGGACUGUUACUGUAGUAAACUGGUGGAGAAUGCCGAGAUGGAGAGUAGGCGACUAAAACAGCAAGAGAAACCAGAAGAUGACGCGGCAUUCUGGAGGACAGUUGAGGAAUGGGUGAUGAUGGGAAGUGGCGUCAGUGCCUGGAGUUUAUUGGCGUCGCACUCAAACUACAAGUCUUUAUUUUCUCGUGACGCGCUGUCGGUCACCGGAACAUCGACAAAGGCAGGCUUUCAAGCAGUGCAGAAGCUGCUGCUGUCGAUGCCGGGAAGAAACUCUAUGAAUGUGGGCAUGAACUACGACGUGCUAACCGAGUGGAAGAAGUGGAAUGACGCGUGUCAGUACUUGCUCAGCACUGACGGAUGCAUCAAAGCAAAUGAUGGACUAAGAACGCUGCUAGAAGUCAUGGCUGGUAAGGAGCAUGCAUUGAAGAGCCGUGCUACCACCUGGUACGAGCUUAUGAUGGCGAGGCUGUUCCUAGAUGAACCAAAGACGUUUGCAAACCGCUUCCAAUUUGUAAUGGUCGACUGCUUUCGCGCUUACAACAGUGACGCGACGCAAAUGGAUAGGUUUGAAUCCAUCGUCUUAGCUAUCAUGGACCAUGACAUUCAGAGCACGUUGCAGGAAAUCGUUGCACUCGGAUUUUCGUGGAUGGCCGCGCAUCUCGUCGACCUAUUGCAAAAGAGUAAUGUGGUUGCAGCCGACGACUUGGUGCCACAAGCUGGGUGUACUGUGCGGGAGCAUUUUCUACUUGAAUACGCCAUGGAAAUCGGUGCGAGCAGUGGCAUGUGGCAGUUCGCGGUGCGCUACUACGAAUUUUGCCCUAAGUUUGGAGUUGUGGCGAUUCGAUCUGCGCUGGAGCGCGAACCGUUGAUAACGGAUCACAAAGCCGAGCGGCUUCUUACGUACUGCAACGGGAAAAAGCUUCUGGCGCCGACUUCUCGGCGCAUUAUGAUCCAGAGAGCGCACGAGUGCAAGACAAAAAAGCUGUAUGCAUCCGCACUACAAUGGAUGUUGCGUGGCAACCACCUCGAUGACGUGGAUGCUCUUUGUGAUGAUAUCGUGCAAGAGUGCAACGACACGAACUCCCUGUCUCCUUUGCAUGAGGCAGUACAGUUUGUUGAGUCAUGCCCUGAGCUAGCACGUCCGCAAAAGUUGGCAUGGCUGGUACGGUAUCGCGAAUUUCGUAUCGUGUUAAAUGACUGCGAGUGUUUGCGGACGCAGCUGAGAGGCGACGGUGGCAUGAUCAGUACGGAAAUGCGUGUGAGUUUGGCAACCAAACUUCGGUUAGUGUCAAUGGAAGCUGCUAAGCGGCUCGAUUGGUUACUUAGUUCGACCGAGGCACCGAAAGCGCUUCGUUCCGAUAUACUCCAGCAAGCCGAGUAUUUAUUGGAGGAGUCUCCGUCUGUAUUUGAACCACAACACCUGUACUCGCUGAUGGCGUACCUGCGACAACUGGACCGUUCGUUUGACCGCCACGAGUUUUAUAAGCUGGGCUCGAACGAGCAGCUGAAGGCACGAAUUGAAGUUUCGAUUUCCCGAAACUUGGCGGAAGCAAUGAUUCAAGCUGCUACCGCAAGCGCUAGCAAUGUUUCAAUAGCGGAUACUCUAUGUCGUCAACCGAAUGUUGCGCCUCUUUGUCAGCAGCCUAAUUUGACCGCAGACGCGCCUUUUACGCCCAUGGAAGAAUGA
Peronospora matthiolae is the source of this 2214-nucleotide messenger RNA. The record is from the annotation of a GenBank genome assembly. NCBI's taxonomy places the organism in Eukaryota, Oomycota, Peronosporomycetes, Peronosporales, Peronosporaceae.